CGUCAUUAGCUGACGAUCGGCGCGCGACGCGUGCCCCGCGUGCCCGUCUCGAGAAGCGUCUCCGCUCCAGGAACGUUGGAUCGCGAGCCCGCCACCCUUCUCGUCGGCGCGUGAUGGUCAGUGUCACGAUCAUCCUGCGCUCGCUGCGUGUAGGAGUGCUGACCGCGCUGUGAUCGCUCACUGGUGACCUGCCGCGCGUAAUGAUCGGAGUGUGAAUACCGGUGCGUGAGCUGUGUAACGAUCAGUGAGCGUGUGUGUGGUGAUCGGUGCGUGAUGAUGAGCGGGGAGGCGGAUUGACAGACGGCGCUCGGCCUCCAGCUCUCCCGCGCCCGCUCGCGCUCCCGCCCCGCCGCGCCGCGCCGCGCCGCUCCGCCGAGUCGCUCCCGGAGAGACAGAGACUGUAACAGUGGGCGGAUGAUGUGAGAGAGCAGCCGGUGUGUUGCAGCAGCGGUCACCGAGCUCAGAUGAAUAAGGAGAUCAUGUCGCGAGUUGUGAAGAAGAGGCAGGCAGACCCUAGGGUGGUCCAGCACAUGUGGACGGCCAUCGAAGUCAUCCGCAAUCAGAAACAAAUUGCAAACAUGGACCGAAUUUCAAAGUACCUGAGCCGUGUGUUUGGCAUCCACCCCAAGGAGACUACCCGUCAGCUGGCCUUAGCUGUGAAGGACGGCCUGGUGGUGGAGACCCUCACAGUGGGCUGCAAGGGCUCCAAGGCCGGCAUCGAGCAGGAGGGCUACUGGCUACCUGGGGACGAAAUGGAGCAGAUGGCUGAAGGGAGUAAGGUAAGGGACUGGGAAGCCGAGAGCCAUGACUGGUACUGCUUCGAGUGCCACCAGCCGGGGGAUGUGCUGCCCUGCGACAGCUGCUUCCGUGUGUACCACCUGCGCUGCCUGGCCGAGGAAGGCCGGCCCAGGGACGGCGGCUCGCACUGGCAAUGUGCCAUCUGCAAGGGUAGUAAGAAGAAGAACCUUAACAAGCAGGAGAUGACCAAGUAUCUCCGUUUCAUUGUCAACCGCAUGAAAGAGAGGGCUGUGGACUUGAACAAAAAAGGCAAAGAUACCAAACAGCCCAUGUACCGGCGUCUCAUCCACACUGCGAUGGAAGUCUCCACUAUACAGGAGAACCUCACUGAGGGGAAAUACAAGAGCUUCGACGAGUUCAAAGCAGACGCUCAGCUCAUCGUACACAACACUGCCAUCUUGUUCGGAGUCCACAGCGAUCAAGCUGAAAUAGCAAGGAUGCUGUACAGCGACACGUGUCACGAGCUGAAUGAGCUGCAGCUCUGCAAAAACUGUUUCUACCUGUCCAACGCCCGGCCGGACAACUGGUUCUGCUACCCCUGUGUACCCAGUCAUGAGGUGGUCUGGGCCAGGAUGAAGGGCUUUGGCUACUGGCCUGCCAAGGUCCUACAGAGAGAGGACAACCAGGUGGACGUUCGUUUCUUUGGUCACCAGCAUCAGAGGGCCUGGAUCCCUGCCGACAAUAUCCAGGACAUCCAGGUGAGCGUCCAGCAACUGCAGGUGAAGCGCAGCGCUGGUUGGAAGAAGGCCUGUGAGGAGCUAGCCUUGUACCAGCGCUUCCUGCGGGAGGGCCGCGUGUGGAAGACCAAGAUGGAGGAGCGGUCAGAGGAGGAUCCGGAGUCAAGCAUCUCAUCCACCAGCAAUGAGCAGCUCAAGCUGAGCCAGGAGCCCAAGGCCAAGAAGGCAAGACGUGGCCAGCCAGCGGAGCCCAAGGAGGAGGAGCCUGAACCAGAGGUGGAGGCAGUCAGCUCUAGCCAGGAGAUCCCCACCUCACCCCGUCAGCCCGAGAAGUUCUCAGUGUCGACCCAGACCCGCAAGGGCAGCGCAGCGUCACCUCGAACCCUGCACCGGGGCACCCAGACCAAUGGAGACAACAGCUGCCAGAACCGGUGCCACGAGAAGUACACCAAGAUCUUCAAUGAUGUCAAGGAGAUGAUGAAGGCGGACAACAAGCGCGAGACAGAGCGGGCAGUGAGGGAGGCCCUGGAGAAGCUGCGCACGGAACUGGAGGAGGAGAAGCGGCAGGCGGUGAGCAAGGCCGUGGCCGGAGUGCAGGCAGAGAUGGAGCGCAAGUGCAAGCAGGUGAAGGAGCGCUGCAAGGAGGAGCUCGUGGAGGAGAUCAAGAAGUUGGUGGCUCAACACAAGCAGCUCAUCUCGCAGACCAAGAAGAAGCAGUGGUGCUACAACUGCGAGGAGGAGGCCAUGUACCACUGCUGCUGGAACACAUCCUACUGCUCCAUCAAGUGCCAGCAGGAACACUGGCACGCUGACCACAAGCGCACCUGUCGCAGGAAAAGGUGAAGGAGGAGGGGAUGGAAGCGGGGAAGGCCCUGGCCACACCCAUACCACACCGCCAGCCAAUCACUGUGUAGCAGAAGUCCUGUGGCUCACAUGCCAUUGGGUCCUUUUUUCACUUCUCCUCCCACUUCCUGCCUCCAGCAGCUGCCCCGUCCCAACUCUGUGGACCCAGAACUAUGCACAGAGCUGGAAAAUCUCUCCUCUCAUCCGAUCUUAUUUAAUACACCCAAGUGUUGAUUUUAUCUCAUUUUCAAAAAUUCAUAAUUCGAGGGACAAGACUCGAAUUCCUAGGAUGGUUUUUUUUUUUUUUUAACUGAAGUGCUAAUUCUACCUUUGUUGGAGAAUGUGUUAUUUAAGUGUUCAGCAAAACUCGAGCAUUAAUACAUUUUAUUACCUGAAUUUUUUUUAAAUCACGUUUCUUACUGUAAAUGGUUAACGAAAAAUAUAUGUGGACGUUGAUCUUGAGAUAUAAAACUAUUGUAACAGUAAAGGAGUUGCUUUCGUAAAAAAAAAUUUUAAAAAAAGAUUAAAAAUAUGUAAAAAAAGAAAAAAAAGGUCAUUGAGAAUUGAAACAGUUUAACGAUGUAGGUCAUGAGCGUUCGCUGAUUUUAUCAGUGUUCGUUUGGACAGGAGCGGAGGGAGGUCAGCUAGGGUAACGUCUCCAUAAUCUCCAUCUCGAUUUUGGGAACAGGGUUUUCGUGUCCGGCGUCAUGCCUGACAAAAAAAAAAAAACAUUAUUAUGCAGACUUUGUCUUAUUUUAAAUACCAGGUUGUUUUUACGAAACUAAACGUUUUUGCUCUUUUAGGCUAAAAAUUAUUGGGGAAAAUGCAAGGUUUUUCCAGAGUUCGACCAUUGAGACAUUUUAGGGGUUUUAUGGUUUGCACAUGUCAUUCCUGGUCCAAACCCAAAAAUGUCUAAAAAUAAGCGUAUAAAAAGGCCACACAUCGCGUAGCAUGUGGCUCGUGUGAGAACGCAGGGCAAGGGCUCAUUCCCCCGCCCCUUUUUGCUCCUUUUUAAUUGGUUGGCGCCACUUCAUUGUGGCGUGUUCACGGAAACGCGGUACAGAGACGAGUCGCGUUUCCUCUCCGCUUGCGCAGUACUUAGUGGUGAAGAGCAUCGUCCCGCCCAGCGCACGAGCGCACCGGUGCCCCACCACUUGGUAGGAAGGAAAGGCGAAGCUGCUCAGUUUGCAAUUCAGGAUGGACCAAUGUAAAAGACGACUAGUUAUCCCCAAAUACGAAUAAUUUCAGGUGUUCUCCUUAGAGUAACAUUUUGCUUUAUUUAGCAUCUUCUUAUUUAUACGUUUGUAUUAAGAGAAGUAGAAAGAAAAGCCCAUGAAAUGGAUUUUUAGUACACGCCGUCCAUUUUAGUGAAAUUCUUUAAGAACAAGCAGGCUGACCAGUCUUUGACCCUGUUCACAAGAACCUGGUUCUUUUUUGUCAUUCUUGCACUACAUGUAAAUAAUCUUUUUUGAUAGUACAGUACACACAUGUAUUUCAUUUAUUUUUCUUGACAUUAACAAUGCAGUUAUAGUAGAAUCGUCAUCAUUGGCGACCGUGCGGUGCGACCAGGUCGUGUGGACCGCGUUCAGAACUGGUCUCCGACCGAGCGACUGCCGUGAAUUGCUCGACCAACAGUAAGAUUUUAUAUUCGUCCAUCCCUUUGAAUGGAAUGUUUGUGGCAUUUUCUUAAGUGGAGAUAUUUCGAUGUAUCAUUCCAAUCUGUAAAAUACUUCUGGUAUCUUGCAUGAAAAGUAAGCUUUGUGUAUUUCCAUUUUUUUUUCUUCCUACGUCCAAUGACAUAGUUGCACUUACUGAAAUGAUGCAAUAUUAUUUUUUGUAACGGCGACGAAUCUGAGUUCGCGGCCGAGCCGCCCGAAGACUGCGGGCCGAUCCGUGUGAGGACGCUGUGACCUGUUCAUGGUGGAGUCCGGGAGGGGGUGGGGUGGGGGGAGGGGGUCUCGAGCAACAUGCUCUAACGGGGAAUCGCGUGUAAACUUCCAUUAGUGACUUUCCAUUUCCUGCGCUUCUGCCAUUUCCAUUAGCUGCAUUAGCUGCUGACGUACAGUUAUUCUAUAUGCUAACAUGGAAAAAAAAUAAAUGUACCUUCAACCAGUA
Scleropages formosus (Asian bonytongue) is the source of this 4433-nucleotide messenger RNA. RefSeq names its product zinc finger, MYND-type containing 11 (gene zmynd11). Gene Ontology annotation, biological process: regulation of signal transduction; regulation of transcription elongation by RNA polymerase II. The transcript is spliced from 16 exons. Gene Ontology annotation, molecular function: DNA binding; transcription corepressor activity. The record is from RefSeq and is a predicted model, not a curated record. Gene Ontology annotation, cellular component: nucleus. The coding region runs from base 465 to 2318 and encodes 617 amino acids. NCBI's taxonomy places the organism in Eukaryota, Metazoa, Chordata, Actinopteri, Osteoglossiformes, Osteoglossidae.